UGGCAUACGACGCCUGCGCAGUGUGACAGGGAUGGCGUAUUUUCUUGCACCGAGUAAUGCGGCGUCGCUGGCCGCCGAGGAGGGCGGAGAUUUCUGUAGUGAAGUAGGGGGAGGGCCCCAAGGAGGCUUCGGGAAGAGCCGCGGUCUGAACUAUAAAGUGAGAAGUUGAUGUCGGUACUGCUAGGCUUGGAGCGGCGGCUGGAAGGCUGAGAUCAUCGUGGAACCGUCAACUUUGAAAUUUAUAAAACAUGGAGAAGACUCAAGAAAAAGCUGAAAGAAUUCUUCUAGAACCCUAUAGGUACUUACUCCAAUUACCAGGGUCACAUUAAUUCAGGCCUGGGCUAGCCGAGAACUCAAAUGUGUAGCCCAGGCUGGCCUGGAAUUUGUGGUGAACCUCCUGCCUCUGCUGGAAUUACAGGUAAACAGGUGAGAACCAAACUUUCACAGGCAUUUAAUCACUGGCUGAAAGUUCCAGAAGACAAACUACAGAUUAUCAUUGAAGUGACUGAAAUGUUGCAUAAUGCCAGCUUACUUAUAGAUGAUAUUGAAGACAGUUCAAAGCUCCGACGUGGCUUUCCAGUAGCACACAGCAUCUAUGGAAUCCCAUCCGUCAUUAACUCUGCCAAUUAUGUCUAUUUCCUUGGCCUAGAGAAAGUCUUAACACUUGAUCAUCCAGAUGCAGUGAAGCUUUUUACACGCCAGCUUUUGGAACUCCAUAGGGGACAAGGCCUAGAUAUUUACUGGAGGGACACCUACACUUGUCCCACUGAGGAAGAAUAUAAAGCCAUGGUGUUGCAGAAGACAGGUGGAUUGUUUGGAUUAGCAGUAGGUCUCAUGCAGCUGUUCUCUGAUUGCAAAGAAGAUCUAAAGCCCCUGCUCGACACACUUGGGCUCUUUUUCCAGAUUAGAGAUGAUUAUGCUAAUCUACACUCCAAAGAAUACAGUGAAAACAAAAGUUUCUGUGAAGACCUGACAGAAGGAAAGUUCUCCUUCCCCACUAUUCAUGCCAUUUGGUCAAGGCCAGAAAGCACCCAGGUACAGAACAUCCUGCGCCAGAGAACAGAAAAUAUAGACAUUAAAAAGUACUGUGUGCAGUACCUGGAGGACGUAGGUUCUUUUGAAUAUACUCGCCACACUCUGAGAGAGCUUGAAGCUAAAGCCUACAAACAAAUUGAGGCCUGCGGCGGGAACCCUGCACUAGUGGCUUUAAUCGAGCAUUUAAGUAAGAUGUUCACGGAAGAAAAUGAAUAAUGUUAGCCGUUCUUGAUUAGACUCAACAGCUUCUUUCAGUUGAAAAUGAGGAGUGGCUUCUUCCUAUUUAUCUUUUUAAGUACUAGACUCCAAAAGCUGAGUAGAUGAGGCUGAUGUGUAUGAAAGUGUUUUCUUAUCACAAUUCCUUUGCAUAAAAAUACAAAACUGAGGGCUGGAGAGAUGGCUCAGCUGUUAAGAGGCUGCUCUUCCAGAGAACCCAGGUUCAAUUUCCAGUGCCCACAUAGAAGUUUACCACUGUCCAUUACUCCAAUUCCAGAUGAUCUUCUGGCCUUUGCAGCCACCAGGCACACACAAGGCAUAUGUGUACACAAAGCACUCAUACACAUUUAUUUUUUAAUUUUUUAAAAAACAAAAAAAAAUUGAAAGUAUCAGCAAUCACACAUUACAGGUCAUAAAAAUGUCACUAAAUGUGACCAUCUACCCCAAAUGUUCUGGGUUUGCCAAUAAAAAAGACUUAUCUUCCCAAAAAACUUUCUGCUUCCUAACUAUAUGAUUUGGAGGGGCCUCAGUUCUUUGGUAAGAGUUCAAAACAGACUUCUUGGACAGGUCUCUAGCUAACUGGCCUAAAGACCCUAAAUGGUAGAGCUAAGAGUACCUUGGUUUUGUGUCUCUGAAAAGAGAGAAUGAAAUGGACUCUUCUAUCUUGACACCGCACAAAUUCUUGAUUUUGGCCAAGGAGGCUCCACUUAGUUCACAUGGUAGAAUCAGGAAGAUGGAAGUUCAAGGUUAUGCUCAGCUGCGUGAGUUUGAGGCCAGUCCUGGCUACAUGAAACUUUAUCUCAAAACAAACACCUUUUUGUAUUUAUUUAUUUUUAAUCUUGAGACAGAUUUCACUACACAGUUUUAGCUGGCCUCUGCCUCCUGAGUACUAGGAUCAAAGGUGUCUCCCACCAUGCCUGGCCAGGAAUGUGUAAGUCAGUUUAUUUCCUUGCCUAAUUAAAUUCAUUUUGGCCUGGUGCUAGUUCAUGAUUCUUCUGUCAUUCUUGUCUUGCCUUUAUCAGUAACAAAUGUUAAACAGUGAGUUGAUGUUUUUUAGAGUCAUUUUAUCUUUCCAGUAAUCAAAAUCCCACUCUUUACCUAGUCUGUGAUAACAACUGUUAAUUAAGAGGAGACCCAGGGGCCUGGAGAGAUGGCUCAUCAGUUAAGAGCAUUGGUUGCCCUUCCAAAUGACCCUGGUUCAAUUCCCCGCACCCACAAGGCAGCUCACAAGUGUGUGUAACUCCAGCUCCAGGGGAUCUAACACCCUCACACAGAUGCACCUGUAAACAAAAUACCAGUGUACGGAAAGAAUUAUCAGAAGAGACCAAGAUCAUGAGUAGCUCAGUACACUUAAUAAAAUUAUUUUAUCCACUU
This is a messenger RNA of Meriones unguiculatus (Mongolian gerbil), 2625 nucleotides long. RefSeq names its product geranylgeranyl diphosphate synthase 1 (gene Ggps1). The record is from RefSeq and is a predicted model, not a curated record. Gene Ontology annotation, biological process: isoprenoid biosynthetic process. The transcript has 5 exons. Lineage: Eukaryota; Metazoa; Chordata; Mammalia; Rodentia; Muridae. Gene Ontology annotation, molecular function: prenyltransferase activity. Bases 358 to 1251 code for a protein of 297 amino acids.